Molecule: messenger RNA, 3565 nt
Organism: Myripristis murdjan (pinecone soldierfish)
Lineage: Eukaryota; Metazoa; Chordata; Actinopteri; Holocentriformes; Holocentridae
Gene: cables1
Product: Cdk5 and Abl enzyme substrate 1
Exons: 10
Coding region: 100-1734 (544 amino acids)
Biological process (GO): regulation of cell cycle; nervous system development
Cellular component (GO): cytosol
Source: RefSeq, a predicted model, not a curated record
AGGCCACUGGCAUUCACCAACACAAGCACGAUCAACACAAUAUUAAUGUCAUCAAGGUAAGAUCGCAGCAGGGGGGACUCAGAUCACUGUACGUGGACCAUGGCGGCUGCCACGAGCAGCAACACAUCCACAACCACGCUACAGAUAAAGCACUCCAGUAUCGAGCAUACGCGGAAACGCAUAGACCCGAGGAGGAGGCAAGCGGCGCUGUCUUUUCUCAGUAACAUUUCUUUAGAUGGACGACCCGUGCAAGACGAUGCAGACAAUCAAAACGAAGAGGAUAACUCUCUUGAAGCCAGGACUAGACAGAGCCUGGUUUCCCCGGAGCGUUCAGCGUAUGCAGCUGGCACCGGGGCUGCAGCAGCGACCACGGCCGCCCAGGCGCUCGCUAUUGCAAACCAGGCUCUCCUCGCUAACAACAGGGCUAGUUUUGGGAUGGGUCCCAGUCCCACCGCUGGGUCGGCGGGCACAGAUCCGGAGGGGGAUGCUUUCGGACCCUCCAUGUUCAGCUCGCCUUUCUCCGCGGUCCCAGCUGCGACUCGGGGGAGGCUGCAGACCUACACUCAGGGAAUCCUACCUGCCUCCUACACCAGGCAAGCCUCCCAAAACUACUGCUGCCUGGAGGGCGGACAGGUAGCCAACUCUGCCAUAGAGCUGCAGAGGUCAAGACGAAGACUCAUCUCUCAGCGCUCUUCACUGGAAACACUAGAGGACAUUGAGGAGAACGCUCCUCUGCGAAGAUGCCGAACCCUAUCGGGUUCACCCCGACCAAAGAGCUUCAAGAAAGUCCACUUCAUAAAGAACAUGAGGCAACAUGAUAUGCGCAAUGGAAGGAUAGUCCUUAUCAGUGGCAGAAGAUCCUUCUAUAGUGUAUUUUCUGUCCUGCCCUAUCGAGAUUGUAGCCAAGCAGGGGAUGUAAAGCUGGAGGGAGGGCGUCAGCGGCACCCCUCAGGUGGCGUCAGUGCCAAGGAGAUGGUGAUCGGGCUGGAGGGAGUGGAGUUAGGAGCUGAUGGAAAGACAGUGUCCUACACCCAGUUCCUCUACCCCACCAAUGUGCUGGGUGGUCGUAGAAACACCAUCGACUCCACCUCGUCCUUCUCCCAGUCUCGCAACGCCAGCCACCGCAGCCUCAGUCUGGGCCGAGCCAACAGCAACCAGAGCAGCCUAGACACAGGGAAUGAUCUGGGGGACUUUCGUGAGUACGACCCCAAUCUGCUGGAUGACCCCCAGUGGCCUUGUGGGAAGCACAAGAGAGUCCUCAUAUUCCCCUCCUACAUGACGACAGUCAUCGAAUACGUCAAACCCUCUGACCUCAAGAAGGACAUGAACGAGACCUUCAAGGAGAAGUUCCCCCACAUAAGGCUGACACUCAGCAAAAUUAGGAGCUUGAAGAGAGAGAUAAGGAAGCUGGCCCAGGAUGAGUGCGGCUACGAGGAACCGACAGUGGCCAUGGCUUUCGUCUACUUUGAAAAACUGGUUCUGCAGGGCAAACUCAACAAGCAGAACCGUAAGCUCUGCGCCGGGGCUUGUGUCCUCCUGGCAGCCAAGAUAGGCGGAGAUCUCAAGAAACACGAGGUCAAGCUCCUGAUUGAUAAACUGGAGGAGAGGUUCAGAGUGAAUCGCAGGGAGCUGAUAGCCUUCGAGUUCCCUGUCCUGGUGGCGCUGGAGUUCAACCUGCACCUUCCCGAACACGAGAUCAUGCCCCACUACAGACGCCUGCUGCAGACCUCCUAGCAUUAGUGACCCAUCAGGAGGACGACCACCAGGUUCUCCUCCUGAUCCCCCCCCCCGCCGGUUCCCACAGGCUCCACCUUUCCACCUCCUCUCUUCACCUGUCCGACAGCUUCAAGGUACCGCUGCCUGUCUCCGGACUCCAGCUGUUCAUCACUACAGGCGACACCCUUCCUUCCUCUCAGAAACACGAAAUCAGCCAAAGUGACGCACAUUUCUGAACCAGUUCUAUGCCAUUGUUUGACUUUGACAUCGUUCAUCACUACGCGUUUCGACAGACUCGUGAAAGAAAGGGUUCAGCCUUCGGCAAACAAGUUGAUUGUUUUCUUCUCCAGGUUGCGUAUUUGCGCAUUUCUUCAUCCUCGACUUUGUACAUUUGAGGCCUCUCUUUUUGAUUAAGAGAGUUGCUUCCAGUUGAAGCAACCGAUGAUUGUGUCAUUUUUAUCAUCUCUUUUUCAUCAUUAUCUUUCUUGUAAACUUUGGUAUGAUUGAUUUCCUUCUGACUUGCAUACAAUUUAAACAAGGUCUCUUAAGUGGCUGUUUUUUUUUUUUUUUUUUUUUGGCUGGACUGUUAUUUCUCACAGUGUUUCAUCUUUUUGCAAGUCAUCGUCCAGUUCCUCUUCACGAAAAAGUGCACUUUUUGAACACUGCAAGACACGGGGCAGGGGACUUUUUUCAGACUUUUAAUGAGCUUGGGCAACUGACCCUGAAAAAUAAGCUGUGUUUAUGAGCUCCACAUACAAGCCCUUAGAAUGGAUCUUCAUUGAUUUUCUUUUUUCUCUCCGCUCUUCUCCCAUCGCUAACUCACCAUUUUCCACCUCUCUCUGCAUGAACAGUAAUCAACACAAUUGUCUGAAUGCAAUUAUGUGCAAACCAUAUGGGAUUUCCUAUAUUCAUUACUGCUCAAGUAUUCCACUUGUUUUCUACCUGUCAGAUGCUUGCUUUGGACCUAUGGAGACCAGACCCACUUUUAUCAGUGUAUAAUUUCCUGUGCUCUAUGUUAGAGUGUAUUGCCAGCACAUUUACAGUGCUAUAUUGGGGGGUUGGGAAGGUAUUUCUGGAGAGUUGUUCAUGAGUGCAAAAAUGCCAUUAACCAAUGAUAAAGAUUUGAUGUUAAGGAGUGGUAGGGAGGCAGCAGGGUGCUCUAGUGGUUAGAGGCGGUCUUUCCUCUGAAGGGCCCGGGUUAAAACCAUUUUGCACCAACUGGCCGUGUCCUUGAGCAAGGCACUGGAUCCCUACCAGCUUCGGAGGUGCUGUUCUGUAGCCGAGCCCGACCCCUGACCUCUCUGGAGGCGGGCAAACAAAAAGAGAACUUAUGUAUCACUGAUUUGACUGUCACUUUGAAUUAGCAUUGUGAAAUUUGAAAUCAAAGGUAUUUCAAAGGCAAAGAAAAUUAUAGUUCUGUCGGUAUGACCAAUUACGAGUUAUGUUCAAGAACAUUGUUGGCUAAUGUUUGAUAUGUAUCUCGACUUGAUUUUUCUUUCUGUAUAAACUUGAUUAAAAAUGUUACUGGACUGAAAGAUGUAGCCUCAAAAAGAACCGUAGAGUAUUUCGGAGGUCACCAAAUCAGGAAAGUAGGCCUACUUGAAAAUUUGUAUUCCAUGCUGCUCAGAGCUAUUGAUGGUAUUUGACUUAAAAUGAUCAGUAGAGGAAACCAAAUGAGAGGACAUGGGUUAAUGCUGAUUCAAGGUGAAAUAUCAUUGAGCUAAUUUCUGUUUGCAAGCCCAAAGAUUUCGCUGGAAGAUGCACACUAAAGACUUUGUGAGGAAAAAACUCAUGGACGACACUUAGUACAUGUGUGUAUGUUUGUAAAUAAACUGCUUUGCUUGUUCAA